UUCAUUCGUAAAAAAGGAAACUGUAAAUAACCAGAAAAUUUGCAAAGCAGAUUGGUAUUGGAGUCGAUUAGGAGCUGGUAGCUUUUGAUGGCAACGAAAAAAUCGUUCUGCCACUAUUUUCUCAAUAUUCUCUGCAAAAACCAUACAUUGUUAAAAGUAACCUUUGAUUAAAUUCGAAAAGUCGAACAGAAAAGCAAGUGAAAGAGAUCAAAAAGGAAAAGCAAAAUUUUUCAGUGCCGCAAUUUUUCUGUUUGGUCAUAAAAAGUGAAAUUUAGGUAUGGAGAGUCCUUGCGAAUCCGAAAGUUCCCUAGAUGGAGGUACUAUGCUUCCACCCAGUCCAGUGUCUCGAGAACAGUUGCAAAAGCGCAUUGAAUCGUUGACGCAACAAAAUAAAGUACUCAAGGCUGAACUAGAUACAUUUAAGAUUAAGUGCAAAGUUGUGCAAGAAGAAAAUCGUACACUUAAGCAGGCAUCAGUUAUAAUCCAAGCGAAAGCAGAACAGGAAGAGGAGUACAUAUCGAAUACACUUCUAAAGAAAAUUCAAGCCUUAAAAAAAGAGAAAGAGACUUUGGCACAUCAUUACGAACGUGAAGAGGAGUGCUUGACGAACGACUUGUCACGUAAAUUGGACCAGCUAAGACAAGAAAAGUGCAAGCUGGAGCAAACACUCGAGCAAGAACAAGAAUGCCUUGUCAAUAAGCUAAUGCGAAAAAUUGAAAAACUACAAGCCGAAACCGAUAACAAACAAACCAACUUAGAGCAAUUGCGUAGAGAAAUGGUGGAAUUAGAAAAUACAUUGGAGCAAGAACAGGAAGCGUUAGUAAAUAAGCUUUGGAAACGCAUGGACAAGCUCGAGACGGAAAAGCGUUUGUUGCAGAUUAAACUGGACCAGCCAGUAUCCGACCCAACUACUCCACGUGAUAUAACCAAUGCCAAUGGUGACACUGCCUCUAAUUUAAGCGCUCAUAUACAAACAUUGCGCUCCGAGGUGCUUCGAUUGCGUUCCAAUCUUGCUGCUGCACAAAAGGAGGCAACAAAGAAAUUGCAACAAUUCGCACAAGAAGAAAAAAGUAUACGCGAAGAAAAUGCGCGCCUGCAGCGUAAAUUAAAACUUGAAGUGGAACGACGUGAAGCACUCUGCCGUCAUCUAUCGGAAUCGGAAUCGUCGCUAGAAAUGGACGAGGAGCGAUUCUACAAUGAAAACCUGUUAGGGACCGCUGGCGGCUUGGGCAACGCUGCUGUGAAUACUCGUCAACGAACUAUUAGUAGCCCAGUAUCACACAGUCCAUCGAAUAGUCGUCCACUUAGUCCUGGAACAGCUCAGCAGAAUCGUUGUUACGCCUGUGGACAAAUUGUAAAUCGCCGUGCCAGUGAACGUUUCAUUAAACCGGCAUUGCCAACACCCAUGUUGGGUCUUAAUACGUCGGCUCCUAAUGUUCUCACUGGUAAUCCACUUUUGGGGUCUGUCGGUAGCGCCGCGGGUGGUAGUGGAAACCCCGGCUUAUCGAAUACUGCUUUGAACUCGUCCUCCCUAUAUGGAGGCGCUAGUGGAGGGCCCAGUUGCUUCUUACAGAAUUUAAACGCUGAACGUUUAAGUAUUGGUGGUGUAGCAAGUGGGGGAACUGUUUUGAGUGGGUUGGGCAUCGGAGCCCCUCCUAUAAGUAGCAACUCGGGAACGUCUCAGCAGGCUUCCAAUCCAAUGAAUAUAAGCAUCAACAAUUCGUCCAACAAUUUGCCGAAUAACAUGAAUACCAAUAAUUCAUCGCUUUCUGCAUUUAAUCCAACAAACACAAACUCGUCAACUUCAUUUGCACAGCCAGCCAGCCCAAUGGAUACUUCUGUUUACAAAGACUAGACAUCGUUUUUGUUUUUUCUCACUCGGAAGAUAUUUACAGAUAAAAAGAAAACAAAUGAACCCAAGUUGUAAUUUUGAUAUAGAUAUGGUGUCGAUUUGGAAUGGACUUAAACCGUACGGACUUUGAAGAGUUUGCCCAUUUUCUUCAGCAAUUAGUUAGACUGGCCUAGAUAUAAAAUUUUUGGGAGUAGUUCAAAACGAAAAGCGUGCUAAAAAUACGGCCAGUAGCUAGUUUUGAAACAAGUACGAAUAAGAGAAAUGAACGAUAAAUUUAAAACGUAACCACAGCGAUUUAAACAAAAAAUUCCUGUUCAUAAUAAAUAACAACGCUCACUCACUCACUAAAUAUAUCUUUUUGCAGCAUUCG
Anastrepha obliqua is the source of this 2222-nucleotide messenger RNA. RefSeq names its product coiled-coil domain-containing protein 6. The coding region runs from base 278 to 1855 and encodes 525 amino acids. The transcript has 6 exons. Lineage: Eukaryota; Metazoa; Arthropoda; Insecta; Diptera; Tephritidae. The record is from RefSeq and is a predicted model, not a curated record.